AUGGCCACACCACAGCCGUCGAACAAGAAAGCAGUACAGCACAGCGCAUCACGCAGGACAAAACGAGGGGACAAUGGCCUCGUGUUUGUGGUGCCGCAUGCCGCGCUGAUUGGCCCUCGAGUGUCUCUCCUUCUCUCCGCCUCGCUCGCUCGUCCCGCAUUCACGAAGACGGGAGAGCCGCCAGGAGGGUGGGGCGAAGAAGAACAGGACCAAGACGCGAGAGAGGAGGACCCAGCAGACGAAGACGAGGGAGACCAGAGCGGAGAGGAGGACGAAGGAGAGGCGCAGAGCGAGAACGAGGACGACGAAGAGUAA
Messenger RNA from Fomitopsis serialis, 315 nucleotides. RefSeq lists its product as uncharacterized. The record is from RefSeq and is a predicted model, not a curated record. The coding region runs from base 1 to 315 and encodes 104 amino acids. The transcript has a single exon. NCBI's taxonomy places the organism in Eukaryota, Fungi, Basidiomycota, Agaricomycetes, Polyporales, Fomitopsidaceae.